Messenger RNA from Geodia barretti, 2436 nucleotides. Lineage: Eukaryota; Metazoa; Porifera; Demospongiae; Tetractinellida; Geodiidae. The record is from the annotation of a GenBank genome assembly.
CGCAGCGCCGCGGCGCGGGACUCGGCUAUAAAAUUGCAAGCUGCCGCUCGGGCUAGCUAUAACGACGAGAUGGACACCCUUCCAGUGCUAUCGCAGUGUAAGUCGGCCUUUCAAGCAGUAUGUGGAGACCUAAAAGGGGCUAGGAAAACUCAAGAAAGAUUCUUAAAAACCUGCCCAGUCGUUUCGCAGGGAACGUCCGCAGUUCAGGCGCUGAUCGGUGACACUGAAGGCGCCAGGGAGACGCAACUUGAGUUUGUCGGAUUUGUAAAUGACACUGCUGACUCGAUCCCAGUUGUCGGCCAUGUCAAAGGUGGAAUCCAUUACGUCUGCGGGGAUACGGAGGGAGGAGACAAGGCUAUGAAAAGCUCGUCGAGAACUACCGGCGUCAUUGGAGGAGGUGUGGUAGGGUUCGUUGUCGGCGGUCCUCCCGGAGCCGCCGUUGGCGGAGCUGCCGGAGGCUUGCUCGUGGAUGGCCUAACCACGGGUAUCGACUCUGCCGUUCACGAGGAGUUUCGCCCAGCAGGCACGGUGGCCGCUAUCGAUACCUUAGUUGAAGGCAAGUCACAAUCUGUUUCGGGAGACAUCUUUGAUGUCGUGGUGGGGACUGUAAUGGAUGGAAUGACUGGGAUUGCUGCAGGCGAGCAAGUCGGGAGAAUGUCAAAGGUUAAAGUAAAGGGAGAAGCAAACAAUGUUCCUGCCAAUAAGCAAGUACAUGUAGACGGAGCAAUGGACAAAGUGAAACAUCUUACAGGCGAUGAAGUAAGAAAUUUAAAGAAGGAUGCACACACCCAUGCGCAAGCAAAGCAGAAAGUCACUGGAGGAUCCUCGAAACUGACCAAGGCUCAAAAGAAGCAAGUAAGGCAGUUGAAUCGCAACCGUACAAAGCUAACAGAUCACAACAUUCACGGGCUAAUAGAGGAUCGCCAAGGACAGAUUGCAGUCGAUUUGAAACCAGAAAGCAACACUGGAAGGUGUGCUGAAAGAAUUAUAAUGGAGGAUCCGAAACGAAACUAUACACUGAAUGUGGUCGAGUAUCUUGAUGAUCAUAAGUAUGGGGUAGUCGACCCAGGGCCUGGGCCUUCCUGUGUCCAACGAGCAGCUAACUUUGUUGCAGACCAUCAAGCAGUUUAUGGUGCAGCUGCAGGAGUCUAUCCUGCUGCGGCAGGACCUAAAGGAGUCGCCAAGUUUGAUAUCUUGGUCAUUGGAGCUAGUGCUGGUGGAAUUGCCUGUGCAAACAGAGCUGCUGAACUUGGGAAGAGAGUGGCUAUAGUGGGAACUGGAGACAAGGAGAGCGAUGUGCACAGUGAUGUGCACUACUACCAUGGGGAGACCAUGUUUGUCGGACCAAGAAGGCUGUCUGUUGGCUCCCACCUCCUGGAGGCUGAGCUCAUCCUGCUGGCCUGUGACACUAAGCCUGAUGACAUUGGCUUGAAAUGGACGGGUGUGGAGUGUGACAGUGAUGGCUAUGUUAAUGUCAACUCUGACUACAAGACCAGCAUGCCCCAUGUGUAUGCUCUGGGAGGAGUCACAGGCAAGACAAUGACUCCAGAAGAUACUGUUAUUGCUGGGGUGAAGCUGGCUGAGAGACUUUUCAAAGAAUAGACUGUACAGGUUUUAGCAAAGACUUUGAUGCAUGCUUAUGCCUACAACUUAUGUUUAAUUAUACUGGACUAUUAGUUUGUGAAAUAAGUCACUUAUCAUAGCAUAAGUACAUCCUUUAUGUAUCGAACAUAAGCCUUAGCAUAAAACAUAGUUGAAAAUGCAAAUCUAAAGUGUCUAAAGGGACCACCGCGAUCAUUCACCGAAAGAGUUUCAGUUAUUAGUGACAUGAGAGGAAGGUUGUAUAUUAUAUAAGUUAGAGUAACUAUUAGAGGCGAGCAUGAGUAUGUCGAGUUCCUCGGCUCCACAUCUAACCUAUAUGUAGAUGAUGUAUGUGAUCUUGUCAUUUUCAUGUGAAAUAUUUACUCCAAAAACAAGGUUUACUACGGAGCAUCUCAGGUAUAUAUACUACGGAGCGUCUCAGGUAUAUAUACUACGGAGCGUCUCAGGUAUAUAUACUACGGAGCGUCUCAGGUAUAUAUACUACGGAGCGUCUCAGGUAUAUAUACUACGGAGCGUCUCAGGUAUAUAUACUACGGAGCGUCUCAAAAAUCACGGCUGUUUCAAACCGAUGGCAUUCUGUUACUGGGUGCAUACCAUCGUACUUGUUUGUUGUUAACUGUUCUGUCGUAGGCCCACGCACAAAUCAUUUUACUAACCUAGAGUGACAUUGUGUGGAUAUUCCUCUAGCAUCACAUCCAUAGACUCCUUGUUUGCCAAGUUCUUCCAAUAGCUGUGUGCUAAAAAGGUCUCAUACUGUCCGUGAAAGGGUUUAGCAACUUUUUUCUUAGGCAUGUCUGAUGAAAGGGGCAGAGUGCCUUAAGCUGUGCAGGACUC